Messenger RNA from Iphiclides podalirius (scarce swallowtail), 456 nucleotides. NCBI's taxonomy places the organism in Eukaryota, Metazoa, Arthropoda, Insecta, Lepidoptera, Papilionidae. The record is from the annotation of a GenBank genome assembly.
AUGGCUUGUUAUGACGUGGUGGACGCGCGUCGGCAGGAAAGUUUUUGUAACGCGUCCGAUCCGGGCGAACGCAUCGCGGCCCGAUACCGGGAACCGUUGGAUUUCGGCGACGCCUUUGAUACGAAAGCGUUGAGCGGGUUACAGCGUUGCCUGGAACCGCUUGUUUGUUUGUCGGGCCGUAAAACUGUUGGGAACCGUAAACGAUCUUCUUUCUUUCUCGCCGCGCACCAUACGUCCUCCCCCAACGAGACGUGCGAGGGUAGUGAGGGCGGGGGCGGCGGCGCGCGGAGCGGCGGGUACCAGGCGCGCAUGAGGGCUAGGCGUGUAGGCCGAGCGGAUCCCGGCCGAUAUCAGCGCUACAAGCGAUCGCACUUAACCGCGUCACUCGCACGUAUCGCAGCGCUGCAGCGCUAUCAUUCAGCGUCGCCCGCCGCAUUAGCGCUGUCGCCAUGCCGA